This is a messenger RNA of Pocillopora meandrina, 2606 nucleotides long. NCBI's taxonomy places the organism in Eukaryota, Metazoa, Cnidaria, Anthozoa, Scleractinia, Pocilloporidae. The record is from the annotation of a GenBank genome assembly.
CACAAUGAUAAUGAUUGUCUCUUUCUUUACGGGCACUCUCACUGCAUUUAAGAACAUUUUCACGCCAUGCUAGAAGGCUUCAGUUCACUGUGAAACGUCUCCGAGAUGAAUCGCGACAGUUUACUAAAUAAGACUCUUAGUCCUCCUCUGUCAUCUCGAGUGCCUAUUUCUCAUUCUAAUGGUAUUUCUUACUCUAAUUCUUCGCUUUCCGGAGGUCAGAUGAAUGAGCCAAGCUGGAUACCCUCGAUUCGUGGAUCUACUCACUCGGUAUUUAUUCUAAAAUUUUUAUUUGAUGCGUUUUGUAAUGUUUGCGUUCGCGCGUCCUCCGCUUGGUCUCGAGUACUGGCGUUCGCUUUGGCGCUCGCCGGCAAUUUUCGCAGUUGAAAACUUUUUCCCCAUUCGAAAAAAUUUAAAUUGAUAAUUUUUCUUUCUUGUUAUAGCUGUCUUUCCCGUCAAGAUCUAACAACCUGGUAUGUGAUAAAUAAAAUAAAUACAACUUGAUCGAAUUCAUUUCCGUUAGUCAAUAUUACACUUGGGUGCUCAAACAUCGUUUCUGCCUUCCUCUUUGCAGAUUCCUCCAAGUGUGUUUGAUGGGUUUGACGACUCUCACUUACUCACUGCCUCGCAGCUCGAACCGAUGCCGAAAUAUCUCUCGACGAAGCAGAACAAACCGUCUGGAUUUACGAGCUUGCACAGCUAUCACUCCACGCACGGGCAUGAUACGAGCACGUAUGAUGCCCACGAUAUUCUGGAUCAAAUCUCGGCUUCGCUCCAACCAACAGUAAGUGAGUCAGCGUUUGAUAAACCGUUCGAAACGCCGUCUCCAGUCACCGCCACGCCUGUCCACUCUUUACACUCCGCUAUCCACUCUGCUAUUAGCGUCGCGGCCAGUAGCGACGAUGUAAUGAAUCCGCGAGAGCUAGAGUGGUUCGCAGAACGCUUUAAACAAAGAAGAAUCAAGCUCGGAGUCACUCAAGCGGACGUGGGAGCUGCGUUAGCUCAUUUGAAAAUCCCCGGCGUAGGAUCGUUGAGCCAGUCCACGAUUUGUAGAUUUGAGUCGCUUACACUAAGCCACAAUAACAUGAUGGCUUUGAAACCCGUGUUGACGGCGUGGCUAGAAGAGGCUGAAAAAGCGUACAAAUGCAAGAACACAACCAGCCAAUUCCUUCCUAAUUCGGAUAAAAAGAGAAAGCGAACAUCGAUUGGAGCUGCGGAGAAGCGUUCGCUGGAGGCCUACUUCGCGAUGAAUCCAAGACCUUCAAGCGACAAGAUAGCGUCGAUUGCAGAAAAACUAGACCUUUCAAAAAAUGUCGUGCGUGUUUGGUUCUGUAACCAGCGACAAAAGAAGAAAAGAAUGAAAUUCUCCGUUCAUUGAAAGAUGAAAUAACUUGGAGUAAAACAAAUUGAAUUUCCUUCCGAAAAUCCCGUCGGAAUCGCUCCAUGGAUCGACUUUCGUACGCGUGGAUGGCGAUACGGAGUGGUCAACAGCAAUUUUGGAGUAAAUUACAAAUGGUGAAUCUUAUUUCUAUUAUAGACUGAAAAUUUCGAGUCAAUGAACGAAGCAAGUCCUGAAUUUUAUUGCUCCUACUAUUAAGCCACUGAAGUUUAAAUAAGAAAGCCCGCCGCUACCUAAUGAACGGACGCGCUCGAAAAUGAGCGACAUAAUCCCGUUGAAAAGCGAUGCCUAUGCGAACUGUUAUGGAAGAUGUUCUGUUAUCCUCGAGAAACUUGUCGCGCACAGCUUAACAGCCCGCAGGUAAAUAAUAUUCAGUGUAUACCCUAUUAGCCUAACAACUAAAGGAAGAAAUUCCGAAGCACAAAUCACUUCCGCCGAGUAGUAAAAUUAUUCAUCGUACAUUUUGCCACAAUUUCAUCGUAGUUGCUACUAGAGUUUCGAUUUUAGGGCCGAGGAUUGAUGGUAAUAAGCCCCGAAAUCAUUUUUCCUUACACCUGUUUCAUUUUGGCAAAAUCAAUUUCCCCAUUUAUGAAAAGUUGAAUGUAUUACUUGCAAUUUAUGUAAAUUUGGAGGUUCUUUGUGAAGAAAAGCCGUUAAGACGUUAUUAGUUUAGCACAGAAUCGAAGGAACUACAGAAAAUCGUUAAAAUUAGACGAAAACAAAUAUGAAAACGUCUGUCGCUUCAAACGGUUUUUCUUCAAAUAGAACCACCACACACACAUCAAUUACGCGGCCGGGCUUGGCUUUGUUCAACAGUGCAGUCCAAUGAAAGCGAUCCUUUUAAUUGCUUACAAACACUUCAGUAAAGAACUUAUACUGCUAGAUAGCAAUAAUGGCAUAGGCCGGGAAAGUAUAUGUAUUUAAAUAUAUAUUUUGAAAUUUUAUACGUUGAGGAAACUUUUAUGAAUUAGUCUUUACGAUGUAUAUUUAUUGACGCUGUACAAAUUUUACCGCUAGCACCAUAAUUUAAGUCAUUUUCUGAAACUCUAUUUCGUUUUUAAUUCGCUGGUGCUGCGAAAAUGUUGUGAAAGGUUAAGUUAUCCAAAACACCGCAUAAGAAUGAAAACCAGUUUUCUCAAUUUCCAGAUUUGUAAUGAAUUGUGCUUAAAUAGACGAGAAGUUUUAAUAAACUGAAGCUCAAGUAAAACAG